Mauremys reevesii (Reeves's turtle) is the source of this 3078-nucleotide messenger RNA. RefSeq names its product cardiotrophin like cytokine factor 1 (gene CLCF1). The transcript is spliced from 5 exons. The coding region runs from base 232 to 1374 and encodes 380 amino acids. NCBI's taxonomy places the organism in Eukaryota, Metazoa, Chordata, Testudines, Geoemydidae. The record is from RefSeq and is a predicted model, not a curated record.
UUGGCCGAGCCCGGCCUCGGCCCCGCCUCUUAGCCCGUCCUAUUGGCUCAUGGAUCACGUGGAGGGGGGGAAAGUCUUCUCUUCACGUGACAAAGUCUCCGGAGAGGAGCAGUACUGGCCCGGCUAGCGAGCACGUGAGCUCCUUGGGUGGAGCCUUGUUCUGGCCGUUUCCGCGUCACCCAGGCCGCUUCGCCGGGUGGGCUCGUCCCCUCCUGCCAUUGGAGGAGCCGAAUGACGCUGAUUGGCUGGGACGGCGGAGGGACAGAACUACCAGACAAUCGGGCCUCGAAUGUUCCAAACUUGCUACCCCAGGUUUGCUGGAAGCUGUGGUCUUCAUGGGCAACCACAGUCUGCCUCUUUGUGGCACACAAUCCAGGUGGCAGCCCAUCUGGCACCUCAUCUGGGUACAAGCUGCUUGUGCUGAGGAUGAGGACAAGAAGCAAAGAGGCCAGGAGGAGCCUUUGCAAGGGCUUUCCUAGCCUCUUCCCAGCUCGGGAUCCUCUGUCAGGUAUGGGGCUGAAGCUCCAUCCCUGUGCCCCAGCUGAGCAGGACCUCGCAGCCUUCCCAUCACAGCACAGGGGAAUGAUGACUCACUGCGCAGCUCUGUUCUGCAUCACCAGCAAGAAUGAUUCGGCAGGCCAUAUCCUGACUUCUGUGCAGUCCCCACCCAAACUGUCCUGUGACCUUCAGGUCACACCCUCAGGAGAUUCUUGGGGGAUCUUUGCCUUCCUGUGUGCCGCACUCUGGAACCUGCCUGCGAUCCCCGCCCUGAACAGCACAGACGAGGUGGGCGCCGGCCAGUCCAUCCAGAAGACCUACGACCUCACCAGGUAUCUGGAACACCAGCUGCGCACACUCGCCGGCACCUAUCUGAAUUACCUUGGCCCACCCUUCAAUGAGCCAGACUUCAACCCUCCCCGGAUGACAAGGGCUGAGAUGGUGCCCAGUGCCACUGUGGACUUUGAGUUGUGGCGCAGCCUGAAUGACAAUGCCCGGCUGGCAGCCAAUUACCGGGCCUACACGCACCUGCUGUGCUACCUGCGCAGCAUGGACGGGCAGGUGGCCAAGGCCGAGCUGCGCAAAAACCUGGGCCACUUCUGCACCAGCCUGCAGGGCCUAGUGGUGAGCAUUGCCAGCGUCAUGUCCUCGCUGGGCUACCCACUGCCCAGCCCGCUGGGCAGUGCCAACCCCACCUGGGCCCAGGGGCCAGGCGCCACGAGCCCCCACAAUGACUUCCUCAAGAAGAUGGAUGACUUCUGGCUGCUCAAGGAGCUGCAGACCUGGCUGUGGCGCUCCGCCAAGGACUUCAACCGCCUCAAGAAGAAGGUGCCGCCUGCUGCCCUCAUGCUGCGCCUCGAGAUGCGGGGUUUCUGACCCCUGCCCCCCCACAUCCCAUCACCACGCUGUGCCUCAAGGUGCGGGGCAUCUGCCCACUCCCACCCCACUCAUCAUGCUGUGCCUCGAGAUAAGGGGCCUCUGACUUCCACCUCCCCUCAGAUCUUCCGCACCUCCAAACCCAGGCUCCACUGUGCCUCCCACCCCUUACCCCUCUCUCUCCCUUCCAUGGUUUCCAGCCUCCUCCCCAUCUGUGAUGCCAUGCAGCAUGUCCCCAUCCUUCUCCCUCCCUCUCUGUGCCCUCCUGCCCCUGCUUUUUCCUUAUUCUCCAGCAAGGGACCUAUUUGCUUUCCAAAAUAGGGAAAUGACCCUCAUUCUCCCAAUACAGCCCAGAGCAGCACUAAACCCCACCCCCAGAUCUGGACAGCAAUAAGCCCAUCUCAGUUCACCCAGAGCAACAAUAAACCCCACCCCCAUGUGCUCUGGGCAACAGUCAGCACUGUCUAUUUACCAUGGGCAGCCCUAAGCCUUGUCUGGCUUUGUCUCUUGCUGCGUCAUACUCUGUACCUCUGGUUUGAUCCAAUUCUUCCUCUGCGUCCCCCUCCCCUGCUGCAAUCCCCCACCCCUCCUCUCAUGCACAGAGACCUGGACUCAUCCAGCCUUUCCUCAGGUUCAGAGCCCCUGACACUGGCCUGCAGCCUGGCCUCCAUGUCUCCUUGGGUGCUUCCAGUUCUGCCCUACAUGCAUCACUUUCCUCAUGCCUGGGGGCAGGAGCUGAGGUGAGCAAUGCCAGUGCCAGCCCUCCAGUCACACCUAUGAAUGGGGCAAUCUCACCCCAUGACACUGCAACAUCGUGGGGCAAGACGGAUUAGAAAUAGGAAGGAUCAAGGGGAGACCAGGAAAGUCUGGAGAUCUAAACCAGGAAGGGGCAGGAUUUGGAACAGGAAAGGUUGGGGUCCAAACCAGGAAGGGGCAGGGUUUGGAAGAGGAAAGGUUGGGGUCCAAACUAGGGGCAGGGUUUGAAAGCGGACCUCCAGCAUUUCUCCAAUUGCAAUGCUGCUGCAUCUUUUGGCCCCAUCUCCUGACAAAACACCCAUGAGGGCCAGGAAAGCAGGGGAGCUAAACCAGGAAGGCGUGGGGCACUAUCCCUCCGCCCUUUCGUACCAUGACACAUGGAGCAUUUCCUUAAAGUUUACAUUGUCGCCGACGUAGCAUUUGGGCAGAUGUGGGGGCUCUUUACCUGGCAUAAGCCCUGCUGCCCAGCCCCCUCCCCAUGCUCCAGGUGUGGGAUCAGGGUUAAGGGCCUAUCACCCCACCCUUCUUAAACCCCUCCCCCCCCCACAUUCCCCCUGUCGGGUUGUGUUUUUCUUGGUUUAUCUAUAUUAAUAUUUAUUUAUUUGGAAAUGUUAUUUAUUAGAUGGUAUUUAUUGCAGAAUUUCUAUUCUUGUAUUAACAAAUAAAAGGCUUCCUCCAUGAGCUUGGCUCACUGGCACCUUGGGUUGGGACUGGCUGAGAGCUCACUGGCCUGCUAGUGUUCACCGCACCCCAAUCAGCUGCCCCAGAUUCUACCACAAACUGAGCAGCCACCCCAGAUCCCUAACCCAUGUAAAUACAACCCCAAUCCACCCCCACCGCAUCCUUCCCCAGGCCCCUGCCCCUGAUCCAGGUCCUGAUCUGCCCCCCACACCAGCACCAUGUGCUGUGUCACACACACUCUCCUGGACGGUUGGCCAUCCUGAGGCU